Messenger RNA from Triplophysa dalaica, 1074 nucleotides. RefSeq lists its product as uncharacterized. Bases 179 to 676 code for a protein of 165 amino acids. The transcript is spliced from 4 exons. Gene Ontology annotation, biological process: inflammatory response; regulation of lipid catabolic process. Lineage: Eukaryota; Metazoa; Chordata; Actinopteri; Cypriniformes; Nemacheilidae. The record is from RefSeq and is a predicted model, not a curated record. Gene Ontology annotation, molecular function: signaling receptor binding.
UGCAGCUCUUCCAGACAUUGUGCAAUCUUAACCACACACAAAGAGAUCGUCAACGCACCCCUGUACCUCCUCUCAUUUACAUCAGAGCUUCCGUGAGCUUGGAGUUUACAUUUCUGUUAGAAAGUUCGAAAACCUUGUGGUUUAUUUAAACAGAAGCCAGUUUUCAGGAUCUGUGGAGAUGUCUGGAUUUUUGUUUCUCACACUGGUCAGUGUUUGGGUCCUGCUGGGCUCAUGUGAUGCUCAAGAUGACUUCAGUAAACUUCCAGAAGAUUACAAGAGAGGAGUUGAACUGGCUGUCCAACAAAUCAACUCCCACGAAGGAAUCAAGAGCCACUUUAUCUUCUUCAAAAGUCUGAGCAAAUCUGACAUUGAUGCUGGGUUUGCUGUGAAUUAUAUCUAUCAUCACUUUUAUCUUAAAGCCACUCGAUGCCCUAAAGGAACUUCAGACGCAAAUCCAUCUAAAUGUGCUUUUAGAAAUGACAGACCUCUGAUAGACUGUGGAAUCUGCUAUAAGAUGCAUAGAGGAGAGAUUCAGAAUGAACCGAAACCCUACAUUCACUGCGUUUACAAACCAAAGCUCACACAGGACAUGAUGUCAGCACGGGUUGAACACUGCGCCAAAAUGAGCUACACUAAUGGAUCCCCAACUCUCCUCGCAGCGAGAAAACCACAGUGAAGCACAAUACAUCAUUUAACAUCUUAUUGUACUACUUUGACAGAAUUUCUAGUAAAUUAGGAAUGCAUCACACUACAGAAUUAAAGUUGCACUGUUUAUUAUAAUUAUAAAUAGAAACCAUUAUUAGCACCGUGUGACUCUUGCUACUGUCUGGUCUUCCAAUAUACUGUAUAACAAUAUAUGCACAAAUGUCUAUCAUUUUUGUGAACUACCAAGAUUUUAUUAAACAUUAUAAUUAUGAGUUGAAAAUUAGACAACUCUGUUUUAAAAAAAAUCCAAAAUCAUGUUUUUUAUUACAUAAUCAUGUUUCUUAUUGUGUUAGUUAGCUUAAAUCAAAACAAACCAACGGCAGCUUGAUUGAUACGAAUUGGAAUCCACAAUAAAAAAACAUGAUUUUA